Salmo salar (Atlantic salmon) is the source of this 5803-nucleotide messenger RNA. NCBI's taxonomy places the organism in Eukaryota, Metazoa, Chordata, Actinopteri, Salmoniformes, Salmonidae. The record is from RefSeq and is a predicted model, not a curated record.
AUGGGAUCCCCAGAGUGCUACCUGGGAGGUUACCGCAUGUUGAGGAACCCGUAUCGCAGCGUGGACUUUGACUCCAGUGAUCUGCAGAACACUGCCAUACAGGACCUGAUCUGUGAUCACUCCCUCUCUCCAGGAUGGUAGCGCUUCAGCAUUAAGAACAAGCCUGCAGAGAUGCCCACCAGCUGUGUGGAAAUGAACAGAUGUGGCACCCAGGCGCCUGUGUGGCGGUCUCUGACUGAUAGCUCGUUGCCCCACCCAGGGGAGGUCCACCAGCUCUCGGCCUGUGCCAUCUGGCAGUUAUUCCACUGGAGCACCAAGGACUGCUCCUUCUUCCGCAUCCCCAUCUCAGUGCGCAACUGUGGAGAGUUUCUCCUGUACUACCUGCAGCCCACCCAGGGGUGUAUGGGAUAUUGUGCCAAAGCCAUAUCAGAAUUUGGACCUAAAUUAUGCCCCACGGGUGAGGUGGAAGUCAAUGGGCGAUGCAAAGCAAGUCUCCCUGCAUUAUCCUACAAGCCUGUGAUCACCCCAGAGCUGGUGGGCAGCAGUGUCCACCUGCGAUGCACCUUCAGUGGGGUGAAGACCUCGGGACUCCAUUUGGGCUACCUGGUGGUCUGGGCCGACACCUGGCAUCACAGCCUGGAUCCAAGCGUGGAGGCCCCCAACAUGGCCCUGUCUACCUGCCAGGUGGAGCUGCAGCCUAUUGCAGCCUGCAGCCGCAGUCAGGGGUGUGCCUGGGCCAGUAUCACCCUCACCGCCGUCACAGACUUCACCCGCGACGGCAACCGCCCCAGCCUCCUCAGCGCCACGCCACACUCUGACGUACCACACUAUGAGAACCAGCAGACGGGUACCUUCAUCCUCUACAAGAGCCUUCACCGAGCGUUCAAGGUCCAGGCUCGUCAGUGGGACUGUGGCAGCCGCCAUUAUGCUCAUACUAAAAAUAAGUUGCCGCUUUUAGGGUUAAAGAAAUGCAUAUAUAUACAGCUUGUAAAAACAGUAGAAAACUAUAAGGAUAACACAAUACAGUCAAUUACCUAUUUUUAUUUUGUGGUCCUUAAGGUGGUCAUGCUGGACAUGUGUAACGGUCAGCUUCAGGAGACCAGGCCCCAGCUCUCUCUGAAGAACCUGGGAGGAUAUAACAGUGGGUCCAGAGGGACCAGCGGCUCCAGUCAGUAUCGGAUCAAGAUCCAUGAAUCUCAUCAGGGGAAGAAAAUCACAUUGAUCUUACCAUCUGGGGCCUUUGUGAGGGCGGACGUCAGUGAUUGGGGGAUGAGCCUGUCAAUCAGAGCUCCCAGUGUGGACUACAGCAGUACUACAGGACUCUGUGGGACGUUUGACCGGAACGGUCACAACGACUUCCAUGGACCUGAUGGGACCACCAAUGGGAGCACUGAACAAGAAUGCUUUGUGCAGGAAUGGAGGCUAGCCGCGGGGGAGAGCAUAUUUGACACCAUGCCCCCUGUUAAUGGAGGUGGAGGAACUACGGCCUUUCUGUCGUGUCAGGAGGGCUACAGCAUGUCUCUGCAUUUCGCCACGGGCCACACCAGAGAUAGCCACUAUAACUUUAACCCCUUGUCGCCCCAGCACCAGGCCCAGUGCCAGUCUCACGACAACGUGGAUGACACCUCCGUCUUCCCCUGGGUGGACACUACCUCUGAGUACAUUAGGAGCGCUGAGCCAGAACAAAGUGGCCACCAGGGAGUGUCCAUCCUGAACGUCCCAGCUCUACCUAUGGAGAUACACAAACAGCCUAGUUCCCAGAUGGUGGACUAUGGUGGUUUUGGGGACCACGGGGAUAAGAGUGAGAGAGAGAUUGACAGGGAGCAGAGAAGAGACUUCCUGGUUGCCGUAGACGACAACAUGCCCAAGCCAAAGAGACAGGCACUGUACGAGUUCCAGCCCAUCUUCACCUCUCAGUCCCUGAGCCAAGCGGACCUGGAGAGCUUAGCCUAUUUCUUCCCUGAGGACCACCACCUGUCUGCAGAGCGACCAGCGGCCAAGCCUGUGUGGCCCACCCCGAGCGGGCUUACCUCGGUCAAGGCCCUGGAGGUGUGCCAGCUAGCCCUGGGGAACUCCACGGUGGGAGCAGUGUGUAGAGGGCUGCUGGGCUGGAGGCUGGAAAAGGCAGUGGACCUGUGCAUGCUGGACCUGCAGCUCAAGGAUGACCUGGCCUGGGAGGAUGCUCUGGUGCCCUACCUGGAGAACGAGUGUGAGAGGAGGCUAUUGGAGGACACGACCCAGAGGGCCCUGGAGCUGGGGGAGUCCAUGGCCAGGGCCGAGAUGGAGGGGUUUGAGGGGAUCGCUGGGACGGUACUCACCGCACUGCGCUGCCCCAACUUCUGCAACGGGAACGGCCAGUGCACUGAGUGGGGUUAUCAAUGCUAUCCUGGCCACAGCUUCUAUGACUGCAGUCUGACUAUCAGUCAGCAUGUGGAGUUGACAGACCUGGAGAACAGUGGUCUGUGUGACAUCAGAGCGUUCGACUGUCGCAGCGUCCGGGUCUUCGGCCUCUGCUUCAUCGACUCUCCCAACCUGGGCUGCCACCUCACACGACUGAUGAACCUGAAUGGUGAGCGGGUUCCAGGAGAGAAGCAGAGGACCAGAGCUACCUUCCUGAGCUCCAAGGCUUUAGACUGUUCCGUCCCUUCGCUGAACAGCAUGACUGUCAAUGCUGUAGACUUUAUGGUGGAUGACCAACCCUACGCUCGCUGGGAAGUCAAGGUGACCAAUGACGGCUCUCAGUACAGUGAGCCUAAGGUGCUAACAAUCUUCGAUGGCGUGUGCCAGCUGUGUGAACCAACCCACUCCGGACUCUUCAACCAGCCCCCCAACCUGCACCAGCCUCAGGGGGGCCUCAGCACCUUCGCGGGGGAGAACUUUGUGUUCCAGUUCACAGCGGCGGACCCCGAAGUCUCGGCGCUCCUCUUCCUCCUGGAGCAUGGCCCUCCCGACUCCACGCUCCUCCUCAUCUGGAAAGUCCAUCCGGUGGAGAUGAAGGGGAAGACUCGGCAGAGCUUCGAGUUCACGCUGUCGGACGAGUGUGGCUGUGAAGCCUUGCGGGUGUUUGAACGGCGGGACGUGUGUGACCAACAUGGCUUUCCCGGCGGGCAGCAGCGAGUACCUGUGUGUGUGUGUCCCCUGGGGAUAGGAGGGGGCCUGUGUCAGGAGGACAUUGACGCGUGUCCGUCGGGUCCGUGUGGUGCCGGGGUGUUUGCUGGUACCGUCCAUGGCUUCCUCUGUGAAUGCCCUGCGGGCCUGAGAGGCGCUAACUGUCAGGAAGAUGUGAAUGAGUGUGAGAGGACGCCCUGCAUGCCCGGAGUCCAGUGCUUCAACAGCUUCGGCUCCUACAGGUGUGGAGGCUGCCCCCACGCAGCACCUGUACGAUCGAUCCCAAAUGUCCCCAGCAUUGGACCCACCACUGUCCCUACCACCGCCACUACCACCUCUAAGACCUCACCCAACAACAGACCAGACCAACACAAUCAACCCAGGAUGGACUCUGGCAGACCUGGAAUCCCACCGACCAAUAAGCCUGGACUCCCACAAACCAACAUGCCUGGACUUCCAGAGACCAACAGGGCAGCUGCCAAGGCCCCAGUUGUACAUACACCAUCUAAGAAUGGACAAAAAACUGGCCCAGAGCUAUCAUCCCAUGCAGGGAACAACAACAACGUGACAGGUACGUGUGCCAGCCGACCGUGCUUCCUGGGGGUCCAGUGCAUCGACCGACGUCCACCCUACACGGGCUAUGUCUGCGGGCGCUGCCCACCGCCCCUCAAUGGCAACGGACGCACCUGCACCAAAACCGCUCGAGGUUCCCACAGCCUUACCACAGGCAGUCAUCAUUCCAUCAGUGCCCUCACUAGGACUCGUGCCAAAACAGGUACCAAUGCCAGCACUACCACACUCAAGGUGACAACCAGAGAGUUUGUAGCUGUCGUGCGGAGUGCCACCUCUUCCAAGGUUACUCCUCCAUACUCCACCUACCCCACGGUUACACCACCACAAUCCAAGGUGACUCCACCCCAUUCCUCAGCCAACACAGAGUCCAGGCAGACAAGCCAGGGGAAGCUCAUAGAUGUGCGGGGCCUGGCUCGAACCCCUCUGACCUACCUGACCACCCACAGGAACCCCUGCUCUCCCUCACCCUCACCACCUCUGCCCAAAAGUACCACCACACCCACCCCCUUUACUCCCCCCCUCCACAUGGCCACGUCUCCCCACUUCCACCGUGGGACCAGGAUCAGUGAUACUGUGGCAGUGGAGCGGGAGCGGCCUCUGACCUGCGCUGACAUGCCCUGUUUCCCAGGGGUCCCCUGUGAACCCACCAGGGACGGGGGCUUCCACUGUGGAAGGUGUCCCCUGGGAUACACCGGAGACAGACAAACAUGCAGAGCUGUGUGCAGGCAUGCGUAUGGCAGGAACAUUGAGUGUGCUGCUCCCAACACAUGCCGCUGUAAACCAGGCUUCGCCGGGACCAACUGUCAAACAGCGAUCUGUAAACCUGAGUGUAGGAACGGAGGCCAGUGCGUCGCCCCGGGGGCGUGUGAGUGCCUGAAAUGCUACCACGGGGUGACGUGUGAGACAGCUCUGUGCAGUCUGCCCUGUGAGCACGGAGGAACGUGCGUGGGACCCGGCACCUGCUCCUGUCCCUACGGAUUUGUGGGCCCCAGAUGUGAGACCAUGGUGUGUAACCGCCACUGUCACAACGGAGGAGAGUGUGUGUCUCCUGACGAGUGUUCCUGUCUGCCUGGCUGGACCGGACCCUCCUGUGAGACAGCUGUGUGCUCCCCUAUGUGUCUGAACGGAGGGACGUGUCUUCGUCUGAACACCUGUGGCUGUCCCCAGGGCUUCUACGGCGCCCAGUGUCAAAACGCUGUCUGCAGCCCUCCCUGUAAGAACGGGGGCGUAUGCAUGAGGAACAGCGUCUGCUCCUGCGCCGAGGGAUACACCGGGUGGCGCGGUGAAAAAAAGUGUAUGUGAGCCCAUGUGUAUGAACGGCGGGCGGUGCGUGGGUCCAGAUGUGUGUGCCUGUCCAUCUGGAUGAAGAGGGAAGCGGUGCGAUAAACCCACUUGUCUACAGAAGUGUCUGAAUGGAGGAGAGUGUGUUGGCCAUAACACUUGCCACUGUCCUCCAGGCUGGCAGGGCAUGCUAUGCCAAGUCUCAAACUGUGAACAGACGUGUCUUUACGGGAGCCGUUGUAUCCGCCCUAAUGUCUGUGCCUGCAGGAAAGGAUAUUCAGGGGUCCUGUGUUCCCAUAAGCUCCCAAUUCCACGUGGCUGAUGCAGGACUGUGAACUAUGUACUGAAGAUGCUGGGCUGAAACAAGACAAUGAUACUCCUAAUGGAACCACCACACUGAAUAUUUGGAUUCUCAAUGCCCAUGGCUUUUGUUUCUUCAAAAUAAUAGUCACAAUUCCAAAGAUUAUGAUCUGUACAUGACCAAUAUAUGUAUAAUAUUUGUAUUUUUUUUUUCUUAGAACCAAUAAUACUGUAUUUUAUCUAUUAAAGUCUGGCUUUUUUACAAGAUUAAAACAAAGCACAAAACAGUCCUGUAUACUGUGGAACAAACUCACCAAGUUGGCAGUUUACGAUCAAACUAAAAACUCACUUGGAAUCGUUAUUUAUUUGGUUGUCUGAUGUUUUAUAAUUUUAAGCUGUUGUACAUAUCAUCAAAUAGGUUUUGUAUUACUCACAAAUCAAACCCAGGCAAUGUAUGCUAUUAAAGUCCAUUUGUUAUGUACAAUACAUAGUCUUGAUUCUCAUUCUGCAUACAAUUCCUUUCUUAAAAUGUGAGAAGAAA